AGCCAAAACGGAACAUCAUCUUUUAGAAGAGUGACUUCUCAAGCUUACACGCUGGGUGUGUCGCACUCACACAAGGCUAGAGGUUGAUUUGGAGGGCUUAAUCUGGCUCUGAUGUACAACAGCGGCAAAGGAGUAGUUGUGGAUCGCUCUUGACUGUUUUAUGUAUGGAGUUAUUGUGCUUUACAGUUCGGAUGUAUAAACCAUGAUCCCCAUCACUGAGCUGCGGUACUUUGUGGACACACAGCCAGCAUACCGCAUCCUGAAACCAUGGUGGGAUGUGUUCACCGACUACAUUUCCAUUGUUAUGCUUAUGAUUUCUGUGUUUGGGGGGACACUGCAGGUCACCCAGGACAAGAUGAUCUGCCUGCCCUGCAAGUGGGUGGUCAAUCAGACCUGCAAGAAGAACUUCAAUUCUACCCUCUCCACGUCAUUGUUCUUGGAGCCCAAAGGAAUCCAGUAUGAUCUGGACCGCCACCAGUACAACUAUGUGGAUGCUGUGUGCUAUGAGAAUAGAUUGCACUGGUUUGCCAAGUAUUUUCCUUACCUAGUAUUACUUCACACCCUUAUUUUCCUAGCUUGCAGCAACUUUUGGUUUAAGUUCCCACGGACUAGUUCCAAACUAGAGCACUUUGUAUCCAUCUUGCUGAAAUGCUUUGACUCCCCAUGGACAACUAGGGCACUGUCAGAGACGGUGGUUGAAGAGAGUGACCCAAAACCAAUGAAAAUGAACGGCUCAAUGGACCACAAGGAGUCUGUUAUCAGUGAGGAUGUUGAAGCAAGUGUUCCUAUGCUCCAAAGGACAAAGACGCGCUUUGAGCAGGGCAUUGUAGAUAGAACAGAAACAGGGGUUUUGGACAAGAAAGAGGGCGAACAGGCAAAAGCCCUGUUUGAAAAAGUGAAGAAGUUCCGUAUACAUGUUGAAGAAGGAGACAUUGUGUACAGAAUGUACAUCCGUCAGACUAUCAUCAAAGUCAUCAAGUUUAUUUUGAUUAUCUGUUAUACAGGGUAUUAUGUGCACGAUAUUAAAUUCAGUGUUGACUGUUCCGUAAAUAUAGAGAGUCUGACAGGUUAUAGCGUGUACCGUUGUGCUCACCCAUUGGCUACACUUUUUAAAAUCUUAGCCUGUUUCUACAUUAGCUUAGUGGUGGUGUAUGGUUUGAUCUGCAUGUACACUCUUUGCUGGAUGCUUCGACGCUCUCUAAAAAAGUACUCCUUUGAGUCGAUACGGGAAGAGAGCAGCUACAGUGACAUACCCGAUGUGAAGAAUGACUUUGCAUUUAUGAUGCACAUGAUAGAUCAGUAUGACCCUCUGUACUCUAAACGCUUCGCCGUGUUCCUCUCUGAAGUAAGCGAAAAUAAGCUGAGGCAGCUCAACCUCAACAAUGAGUGGACACUGGACAAGCUCAGGCAGAGGAUUACCAAGAACUCUCAUGAGAAGUUGGAGUUGCACCUUUUCAUGCUGAGUGGCAUUCCAGACACAGUAUUUGACCUGAUGGAGCUGGAGGUUCUUAAACUAGAGCUUAUCCCUGAUAUCACCAUCCCCCCGAUCAUUGCCCAGCUGAUCAACCUGCGAGAGAUGUGGCUUUACCACACACCGGCCAAAAUCGAAGCUCCUGCAUUGGCUUUUUUGCGCGAGAACUUGAAGUCUCUGCACAUCAAGUUCACCGACAUCAAAGAGAUUCCUUUAUGGAUCUACAGUUUGAAGAAUCUUAGUGAACUUCAUCUGACAGGAAAUCUCAGCGCGGAGAACAACCGUUACAUUGUCAUUGAUGGGCUCCGGGAGCUCAAGAGGCUCAAAGUUCUUCGUCUGAAGAGCAAUCUCACCAAGCUACCUCAAGUGGUGACUGAUGUGGGCAUGCACCUCCAGAAGCUUUCCAUCAAUAAUGAAGGCACCAAGCUGAUGGUGCUCAAUAGCCUGAAGAAGAUGGUGAACCUGACGGAACUGGAGCUCAUUCGCUGUGAUCUAGAACGCAUACCACACUCAAUCUUCAGCUUGCACAACUUGCAAGAGAUUGAUCUGAAGGACAACAACCUGAAGACCAUCGAGGAGAUCAUCAGCUUCCAGCACCUUCAUCGGCUGAUCUGCCUUAAGCUCUGGUACAACCAGAUUGCCUAUAUUCCCAUCCAGAUUGGCACACUGACCAACCUGGAGAAACUGUAUCUGAACAGAAACAAGAUUGAGAAGAUCCCCAGCCAGUUGUUUUAUUGCCGCAAGCUGCGCUUCCUGGACCUUAGCCAUAACAACCUAACCUAUAUCCCUACAGAUAUUGGCUUCCUCCAGAAUCUUCAGUACCUGGCAGUGACAGCCAACAGGAUUGAGAGCCUGCCUAAUGAGCUGUUCCAGUGCAAGAAGCUUCGCACUUUGAACUUGGGGAACAAUUGCCUGCAGUCUCUGCCAUCGCGGUUUGGAGAGCUGACUGGGCUGACACAGCUAGAGCUGAGAGGAAACCGUCUGGAGUGUCUGCCCGUGGAGCUGGGUGAGUGCCGACAGCUAAAGAGAACCGGUCUUGUGGUGGAGGAAGACCUCUUCAACACCCUGCCCACGGAGGUCAAGGAACAGUUAUGGAAAGCAGACAAAGAACAGGCUUAAACAGGUCUGUGGCUGUGAGUGAAAACAGAUACUGAACAACUGGGCCCUGACACAGGAGGAACGCCUAUGCUGUCCCAGGGGGCUUGCUGAAGCAGACAGUAGUCCUGCUGCAGUGUACUGCCAGUAAGAUUGGGUAUCAAGAACCAGUGCCACUUUGGCAGAACCAAAAUACUAAUAGCUUCUGGUUGUUCUCUUAAUUCUCAACUGUGCAGUUGAUUUUCCUUCCUUUACAAACAACUUAUCAGGCCUUUCCAUUAUAAUCCUGUAAUGAUGCUUUUUAGCAAUAAUGUAGCAGUGCCAUUAUGAUCAUCAUAUGCUUCUCAGUUAUGGUGGAAAAGUUGAAGUUUGCAAAACUGUUGGCCAACUUUGCUAAAGACAGAAAAAGAACAAAUUUCCACUGUUCACAAUUACUAUAACAUCAGGUUCUUGUCUAAUCAAGAUGGAGUACAUUAUUAAAAUAAUUUGUCCAGUAUUGUUAGUUUUACAAAUGAGAUAGCAAGGUGAUCUCUAUGACCUUUCCCUCUUAAUUUCUGUGUAACGAUUGUCAAACUGCAACCAUCACUUGCUCCACUUAUUUUAAGUGUUUCAAACUCCCAAUCCCAUCAUAACAUGUAAAGAAAUUAAUCAUGUCAGGCAAGAGGCUGUAACUGUCUUUUUGAUUUAUUUUAAGGAAACAUUAUGCAUGUGUUCACUCACAAUAUUUGCCAAGUCAUCUGGUUAUAUCAUUAAAUGUUAUAUUUGUAUGUGUAUAUAGGGAAUGACAAUACUAAUCACAAGCAAACUACACAGUCAAGUUAGCAAUCCUAUAUGUUUGAGUCGGAAUAGUGGCUGUUCUAUGGCUUUUAACUCCUUGCUGUCCAGCACUGACCUAACAUAAAUUGGAACUCUGGUGGUCAUUGUUUUUCUGCUGUAGAGGGACGGCCAUGGCCUUCAAAUACCUUCAUAUGUGCUUGGUUUGUAAUUGAUUGGAAAAUCACGAAAGUGACAUGAAAUCACAAAUCAGGGAUAACUAAUGAUGACUCAUGUCAAGAAAGGUUAUGGAUUCUGAGAUCCUUGUGUCUGAGAGGGUGUUGUAUAAGGUGGAAGGGAGAGGGUCACUGAGGAGACUGUUAGUAGUGCAAAUGCUGUAGAGGCAGAGGAGUUGUCUUUGGUUGGCUUGAGUCUUGCUAGUACAGUGUACAGUGUGUGUGGUAUUAGACUAGAGAGCGCUGUCCUUACAUGGAGCCAGUUUGGCAGAGUGGAGGGGUUGAUGGCCUCUUUCUGGGGAAAGAUGUUUAGUUUGUUUGACCUAGCACUUGAGGAAAAGCAAUUGGACUAGUAUUACAAAACAUCACCCCCAUACAAUUACAUUAGUGGAACAUCUUAUCAUGCAAGCAGAUACCCAACCCUUACUGCCAGUAUACUAUUGUUUCUAGUUCAUGGUCAUGCUACAUCCACAAUGUUUGUUUGCAAAUGAAUUGCACAAAACAAAAUGAACAAAUCUGGGGAAAAUGCUGAAAGGUUUUGAAUGAGAUGAGUCAUGUCUGCGUCAAAAGAAUUCAACUUAAGUUAGUACAGGAUAACAGAGUAUUGACAUUGAAAUGGAACCUCCAAAUGUUGGUAAUUUGUCUGAAACGAACAUAACGCUUACCUGAAACACUAGAUUGGUUUAUUGCCCUUUCUGUGGUGGAUUUGAAGUAGGCUCUGGUCUACUUGUAUGAUACAAAAAAAAGUUGUAUGCUGUGAUAGUUAUGUGUUAUUGUCUGCAAAUAACAAGUAAAAGAACCAGACAUGUCUUCAAAUAUGUUUUCUAAGCGCCUGGCCUUUUGUUCAUUUCAGUUUAUUAUAACAUUGUAAGAUGAUCUUUCUACCUUGAUAGGGUGGGGUGAGAUUACAGCCAUCUUUAAUCUAAAAAUAUUGAAAUUGCUAUAUUAGAUUCAUUAAGGUGAGGUGAUUUAAUUUAGUUUAUUUUAUGUAAAAAAAAAGCAACAACAACAUUGCAAGGUCCAAAAUGGCCAUUUCAUCAUAGUGAAAUAAGAAAUGUUAGCUUGUUUUUAAAAGCUCAAAGCUUUUAAGAAACAAGCAACAUUCCACUUAAGAAAGAUUUUUGAAAAGAGCCAUGGCUUUCAGGUCAGUUGCCUUAACUUUAAUUUACUCCUUCUGUGUUAUGUACCAGUCCAUUUCUGUUUUGUUUUUUUUGUGGCAUCCGUGGAGUUCAAAACAAAUGAUCGUACUCUUGACCAUGUUUUGAUGAUGCAGAUAAUUGUCUUUAAAGCUGCACUAGACUACCCAGCCCCAAAUGAUAAUGGGAGUAACAGUUUUGUUUGUUUUUAUAUUUUGCUCUAAUGUUUCAUUUCAUCACUUCCUGUGGACUUUUCACAAGUGACUAUACAUGACACCAGUAAUUAAUUUGAAAAUAUAUAGAGAUAAAUAUAUUGAAAAUAUAUGGAGUCUCAAAUGUGAUUAUGAGACAUUAUUUGGUGUUGUAGCCUCACCUUAUGACAUUGGCUGUUUAAGGUCUACCCCAGCUCAGUUUUAACUCUCCUAACCAGUGUGGCUGCGCACUGCUGACAACUACUAUAGUGUAAAAGUCAUGUCAUGAACAGUAGGCAUGAACAGUAUUAAUUAAAUUAUCCAGUAACAUUUCUACCAGUAUUAUUUGUAAAAGUGAUCUAGAACUUUAGCAGUUGGGUUUGGAUUUAAAUUUUUGAAGUGAUACAAGCUCAUUUGAGGAAUGAACAUGGGUUUUUUUUUUUAUUGUGUGUUGGAUUUUUUUGUUUGUGUGGGGGGGGUUGGUGCCAGAUACACUCACCUCUUAUGGAAACCCAUCCUUGCUAGGAAAAUUUAAAAAAAAAAAAAAAUCAAAAAGCUAGAAAUAUAUAUUUUUUAAUCUGUAUGUCCAAGUAAAGUGAUAUCUUUUAAUUUCGAUUACUAAAUUUGAUCUAUUUAUCAUUUUUUGUCUUAGUUUCCUAAUAUUAACUUAGUGUCAUAUUUUAUCACAACUUUGAUUUAAUUUCAUAAUUGUGGGAGAUGUAAUGAGAAUUUUUAUUUUUGUCAUUCUUAAUUUUUCUUCUUUUUUUUUCUGUCGUAAAUGGGCCUCCAUACUUUUCAGGUCAGUUCAUCUAAUUGUCAUUUAUCUCUCUGGUUUCAAAGUGUGCUCAUUUGUAGAGAAAUGGUUAAUACUUAUUGCCUGAGUGUGACUUUUCUGCGCUUGUGUUUGCCACAGUAAGCAGCACGAUGCUAAAAAUGUGGAAUUGAAGAUCAAUGCACAGCUCUGACACAGCACAACACACAAUAGGGGCUCUUGUGUUUACCCCGAGAAAAAAAACAUCAGUUUAUGUUUUAAUAAACCUAACUGCAAAGAAAACUUGGACAGUAGCAAUACACAGUACAGUACCUGGGUUGAAAAGCAUAAGAAUAGUUUAAGCUAUGUACAUUCAUUUCAGUAACAUGUUUAACUAUGCUAUAUUGUGCAAUAUUGCCUUUAUUUAAACUAUGUAAAGGUUAGUAGUGAUGUAGUUUUCUAAUGUGCAUGGGCAUUACUAAGGUGAUGGUGAGAAUUUCAAGUUAAGUAUAUUAGAGGAGAUUUUUGGUCCUAGAGAAUGCUUUUGCACUACAGCACCUCUCCCACAAGUAAAAAUGUAGGUAAAUGCAAAUAAUGGUAUACAACUUAAUGUGCACACACACCUGUUUUCCAGUAUGGGGAGGUUCAACUGAAUGACUGCCAGCCUUGAGAUUAAAAUGGUAUUAGAUUAGUAUUUACGUUUUGUUUUUUUAACUACUGAUAUUAAAACAUACAUUUUGGUCCUUACAUUUAAAACCCACCUAGAGCAUUUUAAAUGACAUCCAGAACACCUCAGCAAUACAUCACAGAUUAAGACAAUCAACUAUUCUAAUUAAGAGUCACAUCAGAAAUUGUUAUGUCAAAUGUAAAGGGUUGUAGUGAGCACUGCGAGUAAAUGGUCAGUACAUUAAUACAUUGUGUAGGUUGCUAGUAAAGUGGUAUCAGUAAAUAGAUUAGCUUUUUGUCUCAGUUAUUGUUAAUCUUUUUGUUCUCUGUAUUUUCCCUCCUUUUUUAUCAUUUUGACUGAUUUUAUUUUUUCAUUUUGACAGCUAUUAGUAUUAUUACAAUAUAGCUAAAUUUCUCAGGAAACCAGCUAGUACUCACUUCUUUUUUGAGUUGAUUGCCUAUUUUUUAUUACACCUGGUAUUUUUAUUAAUUUAAACAGUUGUUUUAUGCAGUUACAGUUUUAUAUGCAUUUCUAUACAUUCUUUUCUAGUUUGGUGUAUUUAAUAUUGACUGCUGGUUUUAAAACAAAAUGUUUGUUUUUAAAGAAACCACUUGGUUUAACCUUGAUUCUGCAUUUUCGUCAGUGACCAUGUAUAAAUUGAGCUGUAUUGUUUCUGAAUUUUGUCCUCAUUGUGAUUAGCACAGAUGAAGUGUGUGUGAGUGAGUGUUAUCUGUUUGUAUGUAUGUUGGCAUGAUGACAUUCUCAUCCCUUGAUGUUCAUCUUUGUUCUGCUCAAAAUCAUUAUUUUUGGGUACCAAAUCUUUUUUUUUUUUUCUUUUCCUCAACGUUUCCCAACUAAAAUCCAAUCAUAGGUGAUAUACAAAUUUGGCUUAUGCAGUGUUUGGUUGCCAAAGGUUUUUACUUAAUAAGAAAAUCAUCAGUGCAUCAGUAUUGACAUGAUGAUGUGAGGGUGAGUAUUCUGUUUGAACAUGUUUCCCAUCCUCUCCUGCACACCAUUCGCUAGUGGUAAAAUAAAAUAAACUUGGUCGAAAAAA
This is a messenger RNA of Siniperca chuatsi (mandarin fish), 7354 nucleotides long. RefSeq names its product leucine rich repeat containing 8 VRAC subunit Ab (gene lrrc8ab). The record is from RefSeq and is a predicted model, not a curated record. The transcript is spliced from 3 exons. Bases 203 to 2590 code for a protein of 795 amino acids. NCBI's taxonomy places the organism in Eukaryota, Metazoa, Chordata, Actinopteri, Centrarchiformes, Sinipercidae. Gene Ontology annotation, molecular function: protein binding.